Molecule: messenger RNA, 1413 nt
Organism: Plasmopara halstedii
Lineage: Eukaryota; Oomycota; Peronosporomycetes; Peronosporales; Peronosporaceae
Product: pogo transposable element with krab domain-like
Exons: 3
Coding region: 1-1413 (470 amino acids)
Molecular function (GO): nucleic acid binding
Source: RefSeq, a predicted model, not a curated record
AUGUCGGACAGUGCGUCAGCGGCAUCGAUAGAUGUACAUCCUAGGCUCGAUGAGCACGAGCGUCGCGCUCCGCACACGCUAUCAGUGACGAAUGACUUCGUUGAGGAUGUGGAGGUGGUCGACUACGAGUCUGACACUCUUUUUCCCGCGUGGGAUGACGAGGAAGGCGAGCGGCGCGAGCGGCGUGAGACGAGACCUGCUCGCGCCUUGCGGACCAUAUGUCCGUUUCCUGACUUCUCGUCACCUGAGGGACUCGACGGGGCACAGAGGCGGCAGCUGGAAGCUGCAUUUAAGGUGGCCCUGAUGCGCGCCCAUCCACGGCCGGUCAUUGACCCUCGUGUGGAUUAUGGCUUCCGCCCGGCGGAUCCCGCUGUGGAAGCGAUGAACGCGGUAGCUGGACCGCUACGUCUCCACAACAUCGUCAUUACAAAAGAUGAGCUUGCCGAACGGAAAGCUCUUCGAACUCAUUUCUUGGUUCCACAAGAAUUUCCGUUAGAAGCGUCUGGGCAAAUUUGCGGAUUUGCGGAAGUGGCGUCUCAAACUCCCACGAGUUUUCGGAGUCGGGAUAUCCCCGCCACUUCACCGGGUAUUGGAUUUGACCCUGGUGACAACGUCGUCUUACUAGACGUUCCACAUGAUAAUGGACGUCACUGUUCUCAUCAAGAAUCGUCGGUUGCGGGCGGUGACGACCGGGUCAACCGCCGUCCCGUGACUCGUGAUGAUCUUCGAGCCCUUGAGGACGAGGUCCUUCGUGAUCGAAGCUCCGCUGAGCGUCAUGCCAAAGUAACAUAUCGCUGUGCGGACGCUCUUGACGAUUUAAACCACGUCGUGCGCCGGCAGCUUCGCCUUGAGGACUACCGCGCUCUGUCAAAGCGACUCCUAGCCGUAAAACUGGCAAAUGCGUCGCUGCAUGCGACGGUGGAGCGCUUGGCGCCAUUUGACAUGGAGGUUACUGCACUCUGUGCUCAGAACCAGUUGCUGAUUCAACUUCUGGGUGGCCGAGGGCCCGUUGGAUCCGCUCCGGCGCCAACGCUUCCGCGUUCACUUGCGCCGGAUCGUGGGUUUGCAUCCAUGCGCAUCACUGUCAUUCUUGCGGUGAGCGCAGCCGGCAAGAAUCUGCCACCAAUCUUGAUCUGGAAAGGAGCUGGCCUUGUCAGCUUUGAGAAAAUUGAUGGAGUGUACGUCACGUACCAGAAGAAGGCGUGGGUUGACGAUUCGCUGCUCAAGCGCUGGAUCGAUUUGCAGUUCCCUAUGGUAAAUGUCAGCAAUGGAAAGUUUUUGAUUUGGGACUCAAUGAGAGCUCAUAUCUCGAAGGAAGUCAAGGCAAAGUGUCAGACGCGCGACAUCAAGAUGUGUGUAAUUCCUGGAGGACUCACUCCUUAUCUUCAGGCUGGUGAUAUCGGCAUCUAUUGA